AGCAGUAGAAGUCUCUCAGCUUUAAUCACUGAAUCUGAAGCAUGGGUUUCCUUACCAGCCUAUCCAUGGAAACCUGGACUUUACUAGUGCUUUGUGGCACUCUGCUAAUAUUAUAUGGGAUUUGGCCAUAUAGUUUUUUUAAGAAGUUGGGUAUUCCUGGCCCAAGGCCUCUUCCAUUUGUUGGGACAUUUCUUGAAUAUCGAAAGGGAAUUUUGGAGUUUGAUAAAAAAUGUUUUAAGGAAUAUGGCAAAAUGUGGGGGUUUUAUGAUGGCAGACUGCCUAUCUUAGCCAUUCUGGAUCCAGCCUUGAUCAAAAUAGUUCUAGUGAAAGAAUUUUACACACUCUUCACCAAUCGUCGGACUUUUGGUUUAAAUGGAAAUUUGAAGUCUGCCAUCACCAUUGCUGAAGGAGAGAAGUGGAAGUGGUUGCGGGCUACCAUCUCCCCAACAUUCACCAGUGGGAAACUCAAAGAAAUGUUUCCCCUUAUCAAAAACCAUGUAACUGUUCUGCUGAAAAAUAUUGAGAAGAGACUGGCCAAAGAUGAGUCUGUGAAUAUGAAGGGUAUCUUUGGGGCCUACAGCCUGGAUGUCAUCACCAGUACUUCUUUUGGCGUGGACAUCGACUCCAUUAACAACCCCAAUGACCCAUUCCUUGUCCGCAUCAAGAAGCUGCUCUCUUUCAGAUUUUUAAACCCACUGCUUAUCUUAAUAUUGGUGUUUCCUUCUGUUGUGCCCAUAUUGGAAAAAAUGAAUGUGACUCUUUUCUCUAAAAAAAUUCUGGACUUCCUUGUGAAUUCAAUGCGAUGUAUCAUGGUAGACCGGCAAAAGAGCAACAGCAGGGAUCGGAUGGAUUUGCUGCAAUUAAUGAUUGAUUCCCAGGCCACAAAUGACCCUGAAUCUAAAGAGAAGAAUAACUCUCCAAAAGCUCUGACUGAAAUGGAGAUUGCUGCUCAGGCGGUUACCUUUCUUUUUGCUGGCUAUGAAACUACAAGCACAACCCUUUCCUUCAUUGCUUAUAAUUUGGCUACUCACCCUGAAAUCCAGAAGAAACUCCAUGAGGAGAUAGACAGUACUCUACCCAAUAAGGCAGCUCUUACCUAUGAUAUCAUCUUCCAAAUGGAGUAUCUAGAUAUGGUAGUGAAUGAGACACUCAGACUCUUCCCCCUGGGAGGACGCAUAGAGAGAAUCUGUGGGAAAACUGCUGAGAUAAAUGGAAUAACCAUUCCUAAGGGGACAGUUGUGAUGGUCCCUGUCUAUAUUCUACAUCAUGACCCAGAGUACUGGCCAGAACCUGAAGAGUUUCGUCCUGAAAGGUUUGAUCGAGAAGGAAGAAAAUCCAUCGAUCCAUAUGUAUUCCUUCCCUUUGGAGCUGGUCCUCGGAACUGCAUUGGAAUGAGGUUUGCUCUGCUGACCUUGAAGACUGCCUUGAUCAUGCUCUUACAGAAUUUUACCUUGGAGCCCUGCAAAGAGACCCCGAUUCCCUUGGAAUUAGACACUAAGGGUUUUAUGCAACCCAAGAAACCAAUCAUUCUGAAGCUUGUGCCUAGAACUAAACUUCAUGCCGAAGAAUAGAAAACAAGGACUUUACCACAUAAAAAGAAGGCUCUUCAAUUUCCCUAACCUUUUCAUCACUUCCCCAACUACAUUAAAAAAGAAAAAAAAUAACAAUUGGAAAUUUUCUAUGAAAAUGCAUAAGAAAUAUACUUAGAGGUCAUGUGACAUAGUAUAUAAAAUGCUAUGUUUAAAUCCUGCCUCUCACACUUACUAGCUAUGGGAUCAUGUGCAACUAACUCACAACUUUUCCAAUUUUUCUUGGAGAAAGAAACUUCAGUUUCCCCACUGUAAAUUGGAAUGAUAUACCUAUAUUAUGCCACUCACAAGACUUGUGAAGUUCAAAUAUGGCAAUGUGUAGAUGCUACGUCAUUUUUUCACAAUAGCAUUAGAAAUCUCAUGAUCACUAUGGUAGACUUGAGUUUUCUCAACAAUUCACUGAUCCAAGGCAAUUCCAACAAGCUUUGGAUGGAAAGUGUCAUUUGCAUCCAGAGAAAGAACAGUAGAGACUGAAUGCUCAUUGAAGCAUACUAUUUUACCUUUUAUUUUCUUGUUUUUUUCUUAUGAUUUUUCCCUUUUGUUCUGAUUUUUUUCUCCCAACAUGACAUCUGGAAAUAUGUAAAAAAUAAAUGUACAUGUAUAACCUAAAAAUUAAAAGAAAUUUUUAAAAAGUAAAGUUUUAAAAAAAAUUUAAUUAAAUUUUAUGAUGAAAUCAA
Antechinus flavipes (yellow-footed antechinus) is the source of this 2266-nucleotide messenger RNA. Its product is annotated as cytochrome P450 3A24-like. Gene Ontology annotation, biological process: oxidative demethylation; steroid metabolic process. Gene Ontology annotation, molecular function: iron ion binding; testosterone 6-beta-hydroxylase activity; oxidoreductase activity, acting on paired donors, with incorporation or reduction of molecular oxygen. The record is from RefSeq and is a predicted model, not a curated record. The coding region runs from base 42 to 1571 and encodes 509 amino acids. The transcript is spliced from 13 exons. Lineage: Eukaryota; Metazoa; Chordata; Mammalia; Dasyuromorphia; Dasyuridae.